AUGAACACCACACACCAGACUAUAUCAGAUGCUGUGGUAGUUAGCACUAACUACUGGAUUGCACCUGAAUAUUCAUUCUCGGUGGGGAAUGAGGACUACUAUAAUCUCGACCAAGCCCGCUCUGCACUGAGCGGAUCAAGUGCUGGUGGAAAUUUUGCCCCGGCGGUUCCGUUUCGACCUUGUAAAGAGCUCGAUAAGCGAAAGUCAUAG
Molecule: messenger RNA, 210 nt
Organism: Penicillium riverlandense
Lineage: Eukaryota; Fungi; Ascomycota; Eurotiomycetes; Eurotiales; Aspergillaceae
Exons: 2
Coding region: 1-210 (69 amino acids)
Source: RefSeq, a predicted model, not a curated record